Penicillium longicatenatum is the source of this 1089-nucleotide messenger RNA. RefSeq lists its product as uncharacterized. NCBI's taxonomy places the organism in Eukaryota, Fungi, Ascomycota, Eurotiomycetes, Eurotiales, Aspergillaceae. The record is from RefSeq and is a predicted model, not a curated record. Gene Ontology annotation, cellular component: mitochondrion. Gene Ontology annotation, molecular function: (3R)-hydroxyacyl-[acyl-carrier-protein] dehydratase activity. The transcript has 2 exons. Bases 1 to 1089 code for a protein of 362 amino acids.
AUGAUCUCGCCUUUCAAUGUGAAAGCUCCGUUGUCCAUGAGAUUAACUUCCAUACAGUACUUGCUCCGUCGAGCAGUACACUGCCGAGCGUAUUCCUCGCUCUCAGAGCGCCUGCACCAUGACCUCACCACGCGGAAGCUCCCAUUGACCUUCGACUACCUACAUCCUCAGCCAUCUCACCUUUUGAAUCUCUCGCUUGACGGUCUUCUUCCAGAGUCAUCCGGCACUCGCAGUGCAUCAUCAAUUCUUCCUUCAAUCAAAAACCCAUCCCCGUUGCCAUUUGGUCACCACUUGAUCUAUUUCCCGCCCCAAGUGACUCUGUCGCAACUAGUCCCAGAUGGCUGCGACGUCCUUCAUACACCAGGCGAUCCUUUCAAUCGCCGCAUGUGGGCAGGUGGUAAUGUGCAAUUCCCAACUGAAGGACCGCUGCUGGAUGGCAGCCGGGCUGUGUGUAUUGAAUCUAUCCGCAACGUGACCGUCAAGGGACGCGAGGGAGACGAGAAAGUGAUUGUCACGAUUGAGCGACGGGUUGGUACCGUGCCAGAAGGGGAACCAGAAGAGGAAACCUGGAACCGAAUCUGGCAGGAGAAUGAGGCGGAUUUGGGAAGCUCGUCGCUGAUAGAGAAUCGAGAUCUCAUAUUCAUGCGGGCCAAGACGGCGGAACAAGUUGCCUUAGACCGAGAGCAAUUUUCAUCCCCGACUCGCUUUGUCAAGUCCCCGUCCGAUGCGGUAUUCCGCCAUUCGAUAUUACCCACCAAGGCAUUACUCUUCCGCUUCUCGGCGCUGACAAUGAAUGCGCAUUCAAUACAUUUGGACAAAGAUUAUACACAGAACCAGGAAGGGUUCCGAAACCUUUUGGUUCAUGGUCCUUUGACCUUAACACUGCUUCUGAGUGUGUUGCAAAGCCACCUUCAGAGCCUGAACCUUCGGGUUGGUCAUAUCGAAUACAAGAAUCUUGCGCCUCUGUAUGUAGAAGAGGAACUGACAAUCUGUGGCAAGCCUAAGAAUGACGGUGCUUGGGAUGUCUGGAUCGAGGGUCCUGGUGGCAGUCUGGCUGUUCGAGGUACUUCCAGCACUUGUCCAGCCUAG